This is a messenger RNA of Phoenix dactylifera (date palm), 2535 nucleotides long. It is a transcript of the gene SDG35, whose product is annotated as SET domain protein 35. The record is from RefSeq and is a predicted model, not a curated record. Gene Ontology annotation, molecular function: protein binding. NCBI's taxonomy places the organism in Eukaryota, Viridiplantae, Streptophyta, Magnoliopsida, Arecales, Arecaceae.
UCUAAGAACCAAUAUCCACUAUGUAAACUUAUAUUAUAUGUAUAUAUUUUUAAGCCUAAUGAAGUCGAGCUUAAUCGAGCCAAGUUUAUUUUUGGCUUGACUUAAAAUGUUAAUGACAUGCUUUUGGCUAGUAGUUUAGUGGAUGAAGGAACGAACAAAGAGGCAGGUCUGCACUGACGGAAGCUUCGACCGUCGUCCACUCCAGUCCCGUCGGCUUCCUUGGAAUAUUUUUCUCCUCUGCCGCUGCCUUCUCCCCAAGCUCGGACUAGCCGUUAUGCUCAGCGACGACGGUUAAAAAGGCCAACCGAGACCCCCGCACUAGCCGUUACAAAACCAGCAAUGCCGCUUGACAUCCGACCGUUACAUUAGCGAUUUCAAAAAAUACCAACUCAAACCAAGAACACGCACAACAAAUUAAUAACCCGUUCACGAUCCAGGGUUAGAAGGGAAUCGAUCGCAGAGCAAGGAAAAGAUGACGGGAGGUAUAGAGGAGGAGAUGCAUCUCCUAAGAUCCAGGGCAACGGAGCUUUCCCUCAGGGAGGACUGGAAGGAAUACAUCAACCUCUACACCCACCUCAUCUCCCUCUGCGACCACCAGCACUCACCCAGCAGCGACGCCAAGCUCCACAAGACCCUCUGCUUGGCCCUCUCCAACCGCGCGGAGGCACGGUCACGGCUUCGGGAUCUCUCUGGUGCAUUGGAGGACUGCGAUCGCGUGCUCGAGAUCGAUCCUACCCACCUCAAGGCCAUCAUUUGUAAGGGCAAGAUCUUGCUCGAUCUCGACCUGUACACGCAAGCGUCCGGCUGCUUCCAGCAGGCCUUCGUCAAUCAGGGAACGGGCAACGCGGAAGCUCUUCGAAGGCUCUUGGGGCGAUGCAGGAGAUUGGAGGCCCAGUCGAGAACAGGCGCUCUGGAUAUUUCAGACUGGUUGCUGAACGGGUUUGGUGGAAAUCCUCCCGAGCUCGCAGAAUACGUUGGUCCAGUCGAGGUCCGGAGAUCGGCCAAUGGUGGAAGGGGGCUCUUCGCCACCAAGAGCGUCGAAGCUGGAACGCCGCUGGUGAUAACGAAGGCGAUUGUGCUUGGAAGAGGGAUUCUGCCGGAGACGGCCGGCGGGCCUGGCGAGAACGCCAGAAUGGUGAUGUGGAAGGACUUUGUGGACAAGAUUCUCGACGCCACGGAGAAAUGCAGCAGGACCCUCUAUUUGAUCUACACACUGUCCGCAGGGGAUGAGGAAGGUGGUCCGGGGAUUCCUGUAAUGGGACUCUUCAGUCCAGGAGCGGCAAAGGAGAGCUUCAUUCUCGAGAACAGAGAGCCAGACGUGGAUAGGAUCUUGAAGGUCCUGGAUGUGAAUUGUCUAACCGAAGAGGCAUUCUCUGCCAAAGUUCUUGGGAAGAACAGCGGCUACUGCGGCGUCGGGCUGUGGAUAUUGCCUUCCUUUGUGAAUCACUCGUGCAGCCCCAACGCGAGGAGAUUGCAUAUCGGUGACAGGGUGGUGGUCCAUGCCUCAAGGGAUGUGAAGGCAGGGGAAGAGAUCACCUUCGCCUACUUCGACGUGUUCUCGCCACUGAGCAAGCGAAGAGAGAUGUCUAAAAGAUGGAAGUUUCAUUGCCACUGUGAGAGGUGCCGAUUCGAGGAGAAGGUUUUAUCUGCACAGGAGCUGAGGGAGAUGGAAAUGGUGCUGGAAAGCGGGUCCGACAUGGGUGGAGUCUCGUCAAGACUGGAGGAAGGGAUGAGGAGAUGGAUGGUGAAGGGGAGGGAGAAAGGUUUCCUGAGGGCAUCCUUUUGGACUGCUUACUAUGGUGUUUACGAGUCGGAGAAGUUGAUGAGGAAGUGGGGGAGGCAAAUUCCGGCUGAGGCCGUGGUGGCGGAGAGUGUGUCGGAGGCUGUGGGAGGGGAUGAGAGAGUCCUGAAGGUACUACUGGGGAGACUGAAGAAAAAGGGAGGCAUUGGUGGCAGUGCUGUUGGUGGCCUGGAGAUGGACAAGGCAAUGAGACUGGGGAGAGGGACAUACGGAAAGGUGGCGAAAAAACAAGGUAUGAGAGCUCUAUUUGAGCUUGCAUUAGCAAGCAAUGCCCAUUAGAUUUUGCUUUUAUUUUAGUUGCUCUUGUAAUUUUUUUUCCCUUAAUCAGCACUCUUUUGAGGAAGACUGAUAAUAUGGUCAAGGAAUUCUUGACCAGGUUUUAUUUCUCCAUUGUUGAUGUCAUUCGAUGCAAUAAAGUUUUAUAUGCAAGUUAAUUAAGCUUUUUAUCUGGAUCAGAUUGAACUUUAAAUCUCCAAAGCCAUGGUAGAUUGUAAUAUGUUAGAUUUGGUUGUCAACUAAGCCAUUCCAAUAGCAUGCUGAAUGACUCGAUUUGAGCUUGCAUAAGCAAGCAAUGCCCAUUAGAUUUUGCUUUUAUUUUAGUUUCUCUUGUAAUUUUUUUCCCUUAAUCAGCACUCUUUUGAGGAAGACUGAUAAUAUGGUCAAGGAAUUCUUGACCAGGUUUUAUUUCUCCAUUGUUGAUAUCAUUCGAUGUAAUAAAGUUUUAUAUGCAAGUU